AUGUCUAUUGAAAGGCUGGAUGUUACCAUUGGAUAUACUAUGAGUAAUACUGUUCUCAUUUGCUUCUGUUUUCAGUCUGCCAAUACUCAGCGUAGAUCAGUUUACUAUGAUGAAUCAGUCAAUGGAAAUGCCAAUUGGAGUAAAACAAAGUUUCAGUACAUUCUUUACACCAAUGGUCUUCGAAACACCAAUACUGUGCCAAUAGGUUUUAAUGAAUACUUGCAAGCUCAUAGAGGUCAAAUUGACCAGGAAAGACAAUCAUUGGAUGCUAUUAGAUUACCUUGGCUAGUUGCAGUUCAACAUCAUAGUAAACCAAGAGAUAAUUCAAAGAUCUUGGCAGAGAGAGAAGAAAGAAACAAACCAAAGGAACCGGUAGUUGUUGAACCACCUCCACAACCUCCUAUUGUGUGGUACAAGAAACCUUAUCCUGUAAUGGAUAAUAUUGAUUUCAAUCCGGAUUACUUUCCAGCAGAGUUGUUAGUUGAUGGUGAAUUGGAUUUAAUUUAUAAAUGUCAUUUAAAUAUGGUUCUUUUUACUGUAAAUCGAGCAUUUGAAAAAGAGAAUAUUUGUUAUUCCAUUUUAAGUUUAAGAGCAACAUUCACUAACAAUAGUGUAAAGUUAAUUCCAGAUUUUUUGAAUGCUGAAUAA
Heterostelium album PN500 is the source of this 648-nucleotide messenger RNA. RefSeq lists its product as uncharacterized. NCBI's taxonomy places the organism in Eukaryota, Evosea, Eumycetozoa, Acytosteliales, Acytosteliaceae. The coding region runs from base 1 to 648 and encodes 215 amino acids. The record is from RefSeq and is a predicted model, not a curated record. The transcript is spliced from 3 exons.